GCACUCAGUGUCACGACGGGAGGAGACUCUGGCCGCGCUUGCGUUCCCCCCCUCCCUCGCUCGCCGUGGCGCUCUGAGCCCCCUUUCCAGCGCCCCCAGCUGCGGGGCCGUUCGCCCGGACUCGAACCAAACUUUUCCGCCCUGGGUUUGGGAUCCUGGAUUCUAGGGCCUGCCCGCCCCUUUCCCGGGUUCCACCUCGAGCUCUGGACUUGGAGCUAGCAGCCCCCCUCCCCGCGUCUCUCCCUCCUGUCUUUUUGGGGAGGAGCUCUUCACGCUCCGGAGAGUUCCCGAGGGUCGCCGCGCUAGCGUCUCUGUUUUGCCUUCACCUGGAUAUAAUUUCCUAGAGAAGCUGCCCCCAGGAUGACCACGCUGGCCGGUGCUGUGCCCAGGAUGAUGCGGCCCGGCCCGGGGCAGAACUACCCACGCAGCGGGUUCCCGCUAGAAGUAUCCACUCCCCUCGGCCAGGGCCGAGUCAACCAGCUCGGCGGCGUUUUUAUCAACGGCAGGCCGCUGCCCAACCACAUCCGCCACAAGAUCGUGGAGAUGGCCCACCACGGCAUUCGGCCCUGCGUCAUCUCUCGCCAACUGCGCGUGUCCCACGGCUGCGUCUCUAAGAUUCUGUGCAGGUAUCAAGAAACAGGCUCCAUCCGUCCAGGUGCCAUCGGAGGCAGCAAGCCCAAGCAGGUGACAACGCCUGACGUGGAGAAGAAAAUUGAGGAAUACAAAAGAGAGAACCCGGGCAUGUUCAGCUGGGAAAUCCGGGACAAAUUACUCAAGGACGCGGUCUGUGAUCGAAACACCGUGCCCUCAGUGAGUUCCAUCAGCCGCAUCCUGAGGAGUAAAUUUGGGAAAGGAGAAGAGGAGGAGGCCGACCUGGAGAGGAAGGAGGCUGAAGAAAGCGAGAAAAAGGCUAAGCACAGCAUCGACGGCAUCUUGAGCGAGCGAGCCUCAGCACCUCAAUCAGACGAAGGCUCUGACAUUGACUCCGAACCAGAUUUGCCACUGAAGAGGAAACAGCGCAGGAGCCGGACCACCUUCACGGCAGAGCAGCUGGAAGAGCUGGAGCGUGCUUUCGAGAGAACCCACUACCCUGACAUUUACACCAGGGAGGAACUGGCCCAGAGGGCGAAGCUCACUGAGGCCCGAGUGCAGGUCUGGUUUAGCAAUCGCCGUGCAAGAUGGAGGAAGCAAGCUGGAGCCAAUCAGCUGAUGGCUUUCAACCAUCUCAUUCCGGGGGGAUUCCCUCCCACUGCCAUGCCGACCCUGCCAACAUACCAGCUGUCGGAGACCUCGUACCAGCCCACAGCUAUCCCACAAGCCGUGUCGGAUCCCAGCAGCACCGUUCACAGACCUCAGCCGCUUCCUCCGAGCACCGUACACCAAAGCACUCUUCCUUCGAACCCGGACAGCAGCUCUGCUUACUGCCUCCCCAGCACCAGGCACGGAUUUUCCAGCUAUUCAGACAGCUUUGUGCCUCCGUCGGGGCCCUCCAACCCCAUGAACCCCGCCAUUGGCAAUGGCCUUUCACCUCAGGUAAUGGGACUCCUGACCAACCAUGGCGGGGUACCUCAUCAGCCUCAGACCGAUUAUGCGCUCUCCCCUCUCACUGGGGGCCUGGAACCUACGACCACGGUGUCGGCCAGCUGCAGUCAGAGACUAGACCAUAUGAAGAGCUUGGACAGUCUGCCAACAUCUCAGUCCUACUGUCCACCCACCUAUAGCACCACAGGCUACAGUAUGGACCCUGUCACGGGCUACCAAUAUGGGCAGUACGGACAAAGUGCCUUUCAUUAUCUCAAGCCAGAUAUUGCAUAAACGAACUGUCCACUUGGAGCUAAAACUGGCCCUGCUUCUGGUCUCCACAGCCUAGACGUGAAGAGUCUUCUCAGAAAAAAAAAAAAAAAAUUCAUCCUUUGGGGGAGGUGGAGGCAAAGAGCAGCAAUUGAUUUUCUUUCUGCAAAAGUUGGUUUCAGCUUCUUUUGAACAGGAUGGAUGACCGCAGCGGAGAAGAUAAGGACCUGGAGCCACAAAAGACUCAAGCGACAUUUCAAAACAAUGGCUCAACCUGACUACAGAUCCAAAUAUCCCAACUCUUUAUUGCUGAUGAUCAAGGAGCUCAAACAUUCCAUUCUGUGUGUGUCUGUGUGUUUAUCGGAGACUUAUGGACUGUUUUGAGCAAGCAGAAUGUUCUAAAGUAUAUUCGGAGGAAACUCUAUAACACGUUUGAUGUCGGUGACUUUAAAACUGCUCACUUAUCGAAGCAGGAAAGGAGGAAUCCCUGACUUGUACACACUGGAAAUUAAUCUAAAAAUAAAGGCCACCAUAUUUUAGGAAGCUAGACUAGAUGUAAAGGACCUCCCGAAUAAUAAAUUAUUUGUUAUCCUAUCCUCGUUUAGAAUCUAGUUGUCAAUAAAUGUCCCGGACACGUUUUGCCAACAGGAUGUGAGAUGACAGGAAGAAAAGCUUGUUUUUCUUUUCCGGUGUGGGGAGAGGUGUAUGACAUUUUUCCAAUUCACCUUCAUUUGGAAGCCAACCCGGGCAGGGGGAGGGCCCGGCCAAGUGACGUGCGUCACAUACCUGCUUUUCCGUGUGCAAUACUGUGUACCUCACAGACACUUUGGCCACGGCCAGAGUGAUAGAAAUGAAACCAGAACUAUAUUUUUGCAGGGGCUUUUAUUUUUGCAGCCCGGAAUUCAUUGUGGUAGAAUGCAGUGAUGUUUGCCGUUUGCUGAACAACCCACACCCAGCUUGCUCCUUUUGAUUAGAGACCGUGUCAGAGAAUAGUGCUUUUUAAAAUGAUGACGUUUACAUUCUUCUCUUUUCUAUGAAAGGCAGGGCAAGAGCAGAAAUGUCCACGUGGCUCUCAUGUACUUUUAAAUUAUACAAUGAUAUCCAAUAUUAAAAGAUUAUAGGAACCGAGGUUUACAUACGUUUAUGUGGUGACAUUUUAGAAUGUCAAUAAAAAAUUUUUUUUCUUUUCUUUGAAAUGUUAAGAGGAACAAGAAAGGUGGAAGGCAGUGUUAUUUAUUUCUUUCUAUUCUUGGAAUCAUGAAUGAGGUAGGCACAAAUACAUUCCUUUUAGAGUGAAGAACGGUGACUGUAGUGCAUUUAGUGAGACGACACUAGGCGUAGAACUGAGGUUCGUUCCUGCAUUGGACAAGGGCGAUGGAAUGAGAGAACUAGGAUCUUUGUGUUGCAGCCUCAGCCAACAACAAAGUGUUGUAAAAAUGUCUUUCAUGUAAAAAGUGCAGUAAAUAUUUACUAUUUAUAAUGAAUAAACAGUUAUGAAAACUUA
Messenger RNA from Ictidomys tridecemlineatus (thirteen-lined ground squirrel), 3295 nucleotides. The record is from RefSeq and is a predicted model, not a curated record. NCBI's taxonomy places the organism in Eukaryota, Metazoa, Chordata, Mammalia, Rodentia, Sciuridae.